Sinocyclocheilus grahami is the source of this 2688-nucleotide messenger RNA. RefSeq names its product M-phase phosphoprotein 9-like. The transcript has 21 exons. The record is from RefSeq and is a predicted model, not a curated record. Bases 1 to 2688 code for a protein of 895 amino acids. Gene Ontology annotation, cellular component: centriole. Lineage: Eukaryota; Metazoa; Chordata; Actinopteri; Cypriniformes; Cyprinidae.
AUGACAAUAUCCCAAAUAUCAAAGCUCAAACGCUGUCCGUUCCCUCAUGCCGUCACGGCCCAGGUUUCUGGGCCAUCGUCUGGGGUCUCCCAUAGGAGUCGAGACCGCAGCAGCCACGCUCAGGGCUGUGGAGAACAUCCCACAAUGGCCGGUGGCUUCAUCUCUUUCAGUUGGUGGAAAAGCAAUAUCAAGAGCAAAUCCUUGCUCAGCAGGAACAGUACCAGUGCCAAAUACAGUCAACCCCUGACCUCCUGGGCCCAAAGGCAAAAACACAGACAGAGAAAGAGCCGAACAACACCAAACCGGACGUCAUAUGUGGAGGAGCGGGACAGGAGCACGGCAGGAGCAGGAUCUCCUAAGGAGCACACAUAUCACUUACCUGAUCGUGGAUACAGCACAGCCUCCACAAAUCCAUUGCCUCUAAAGAGAAGUGACAGUCUGGUGUCUGAAGCCUCAGGCCUGUCUUACUGGAAACUGGAUGCGAGUGAGUUAUACCGCCCGCUACCUGACAACUUUGAAAGUGCUUCCUUCGUCCUAAUGCAGACUCCAGAUGAGAACUGUCUGUCUCUGCGGGAGAUCUACCAGAGCAAGAGAGCAGAUCCCAAAGGCCACGAAUGGGACUCCUUAAUCAACUCAUCCACCUCGUCUCCUCAGGUGUUGACUCUGGACUCCACCGUGCAUGUGAAGCACUCGGAUCGCACGUCAGGCUUCACAUCGCCAUCCCACUUCAGCAGUCCAUCUGCGCAGGUCCGGGCCUGUCCCGGCAGCAGCGGAGCGCCUGUCAGUCCUGACUCCAUGGCCCUGCGCAGCCACAGCGACACCGACUGCAUGUCCAAUGCCAGCAGUCUGUCUGCACAGCAGGCGCCCGACCGGACGUCUCCUUGCCCAUCAGCGCUAAGAGCAAACCAGGCCAACAGUGAGGAUGAGGGCAGCCAUACUGCCACGAUCACCGUACAGCCCAGAGGAACGUCUGCUCAGGAGAUGUACAGGCCCAACAGAAGCAGCCCAGAUACAGGCGGUGGGAAACUGGAGCGGAUGACCUCGCUGGAGGACCCGGUAGUUCUCUCGCUACUGAGACAAAAACUGAGAGAGAAACAUGCCCGCCACAUAGCCGAUCUCAGAGCGUACUACGAGGCUGAGAUCAGUGCCCUGAAGGAGAAACUGGAUCUGGUGAAUUUGCCUCUUGACAUGGAGAAAAGCAACCAGAUCUUGCUUGAGAGAUGUCAACACCUGGAACGAGCGUUAACGGAGGCGAGCACAUGCAUCCGAGAGCUGGAGAUCAAAAACCACCUCUUGGAGAGACAGCUGGCUGAAUGGCCAGAGCGAUACGACGCGGCCAGCGCCACAGUCCAGGCCCUGCAGCAGCGGUUAGAAGAGACCAAACACAGCAGCCGUGAGAAAGAUGCCACCGUGACCACACUGAAGAACCGCCUGCGUCAGCUGGAGGAGGCCAUGCAGAAUGCCUGUAAGGAGGUGGAUGAGAAAGAGGCCCGCAUGAAGAAAGAACACAAGAUGCUACAGGAUCUCCUCCACGAGUAUGAUUCACUGAGAAGGGAGCAUGAAGGAGCGAAGGACAAGUUGGCCUCGACUGAAAAUAAGCUCUUUGAUGCCAAUGAACAAAUAUCUGAACUGAAAAGGUGUGCGUCAGGCAGCUUUAUCAGUGGAGCACGAAAUGCGACGACGAUGGUCAUCUCUAAGCUAGAAACUCAAUUCCGACAGCUACAGCUCGAAAAUCUGGCUAAAACACGUCAAUCUCUCCACGGCCACUCACAACCAUCUGGAGCAGGUUUGUUCCACCAUCCUGAUCUUCUGCCUUCGCCGAGUCAUAGGCAGCGAGAUGCUGAUGUGGGCUUGAGGAACGGCGCUGGUCUCAGCGGUGAACAGACGUCUGGUUCAUCCUCUGACCGAACAGCUCGAGGAUGGCUGUCUCCACCAGAGAGAGAACCGACUCGGGGUCACUCUGAAGAGCCAAGGAAGAGGGAUGUUCCCCUGACGCCCAUGAUGAAGUCCCUGCUCCAGAUGGAGGACACCAAAGCCACUGAGAGCCGUGCGCUGUCCAAGAAUGGCUGCAGUUCCUCCAGGUUGGCUAGAAGGAGGCCUACGGUGGCUUUUGUGGAGAGUUCUGUGAGGGACGCUGUGGAGGAGUGGAACGGAGCCGUGCUGAGGGCCCAGAGGAGUCUCUCUCCAGAGGGUCACAGGUCAUCAUCUCUGCCCCCCAGUGCACAGAGAGCCGUUCCUCUCGCCACACCCACAAAGAGGGACACAUUACUCCUGCCUCUCUCAGCCAAGUCCAGUCCUAAGCGCUGCCCGACUGAGAACUUCUCCACUGCGUUGGGUCACCCUCUUCCAUCUCAAGAGCACAUGCAGAGCAGGUUUGAUGUAGCUUUUGAUCGAAAUGGCAUCAGCUCCUCUUUACCGUCCCAUCCAAGCCCAAGGAAGAGGUUACAGUUUAAGUCUUCUGAGAGACUGGAAGUGAACGUGGGCUCGUCUGAGCCUGCAGAGAGCAGUGAGUCUGAGGAGCCUGCGGUCAGACCCAGCUGGGAGGAACCGGACGCUGCCGGUGAAGAGACGCCCCUCUCCUGUGAGCCUCGUAUUCAGUCGCUGGCUGACGCAGAGCGCCUCUUUGAUGAGCUCACACAGGAAAAGCAGCAGGUGAUUGAAGCAGCACUGGUCCGAUUGUUCAGAUAA